CACACAAAUACCAAUGAUGUCAGGAAGGAAAACGAACAGCUUACUUCCCUAAAACUACGAGGACUUCUUCAGACAAAAAAGGGGGGUGGGGGCUGGUCAGCUUCAAGAAGUGGGUGUUUUCUUUUGCUUGGGCAAGGAUCUGUUACACAUAUCACACCCGUAUUGAGUUAUUUAAGAUAUCGACUACGUUUUCUCACGUUGAUCAGGAUGACAACCUAUGUUUGCUUGUAACAGGUCAAAUAGGUUUUGAAGUCCGGCUGGUUUAAAGUGAUUAAUAUUCCUGGCUGGAGGAAGGAAGGAAGGAAGGAGAGAGAGAGAGAGAGAGAGAGAGAGAGAGAGAGAGAGAGAGAGAGAGAGAGAGAGAGAGAGACUUUGGAUAAAGGAAGUAUGUUGGAGAUUUUCUUCAAAGCAGUUGGACUACUGAACAAGUAGUAGGCUCACAACAAAACCGAGCAUAAUUUAUUUUGAAACUUACAAGGAGAACCAUGCAAUUUAAAGUUAUUUCGGUACCGUCCUGGUUAUUUUAUUUAUUUAUUCAUUUUUAAGAAUUAUACGCAUCAGGAUACUGUCAACUUCUAUGGAUAUUUUUUUUUUAAUCUCAGUAAUUUAUGAAGGAUAUGAUGUUGAAAAAAAGUACGAGUACUAGGAGUUGUUUCCUGCAGUUGUAAGAAGACACAAGGGGAGUCAACGGGGAAGUGAUGUGGCUGUUCUAACAUUUGCAACUAUUUUAAUUUAAAGAUUCAUAAACGUGGUUUCAUAAUUAUAAUUUACAUUGGGUACAUACAUAUACAUUUUUUUUUUAAUUUAUCUUUUGGUUUGUUUUGUUUUAGGGUUUUUAUUUGUUUUUUUUUUCCUUCAGUGCCACGUUUGAAAUUGCGUACUUUGCUAUCCAUUUGGCAACUUACGGCAGCGCGUCAGCAUUUCAACUCAGUGAACUAAAUUAACAGGAGAAAGAACCAUCAGAUUUCUUACAGUACAAGCUGCAACGACACUUUAUAAUUAUAAUUUGGAAGGUACGUUUGUUCCACAUAUCACUUGAAGGAGUAAGCCGCUCCACCUCCAGCAUGCUGGACUGAAGUAGGAUAUGGCAUCUGCAGUGUUUGAAGGCACUUCUCUGGUGAACAUGUUCGUCAAGGAUUGCUGGGUCAAUGGGAUCCGGAGGCUUAUCAUUAGCAAAAGAGGAGAAGAGGAGGAAUUCUUUGAGAUCAGGACAGAGUGGUCUGACAGAAACAUUUUAUACUUACACAGGAGUUAUUCGGACCUGGGGAGGCUUUUUAAGAGGUUACUGGAAUCCUUCCCUGAAGAUCGAAAUAAUCUUUCUCAGUCACCCCUAUUAGAAGGUCUUGUCAAGAUCAAGGAGGCUCAUGACAUUGAAGCAAGAUUAAACGAAGUUGAGAGAUUACUGAAAACUACAAUAAACAUGCCUUGGAAGUAUGCCAGGUCUGAAGUGGUACUUACUUUUUUUGAACGGUCACCAUUAGACCAAGUAUUGAAAAACGACAAUGUUCACAAGAUUCAGCCAUGCUUUCAAAGCCCAGUAAAAAUAUCAGAAAUCAUGAGGUCAAAUGGAUUUUGUUUAGCCAACACAGAGACAAUAGUCUUUGACCAUAAGAUACCCAACGGAAAAGAGCGACGCUUAUCAACGGAUUCCACAGAACACCUUCCACAGGGGUCGCUGGUGCGCGGUGAGCCGAGGACACCCCGGCCGACCUAGGCCCCCCCAACCCGGGCGACGCUCGGCCAAUUGUGCGCCGCCCCUUGGGAGCUCUCGUCCAUGGUCGGCAGUGGAAUAUCCUGGUCUCGAACUGGCGAUCUCCAGGCUAUAGGGCGCAUCCUGCGCUCCACGCGGAGUACCUUUACCGUAUGCUCCACACGGGAGCCCCUUACCCUCUCAUUUUAACUCUGAGAGAGUAAAAUGUCUUUUCAGGGGGUAAAAUGCAACAUUGCCUUGAAGCCUUGAGUAAUCUCGAUAAAUAUUGUACAAUCUUUAAGGAUAAUGGGAUAGGCAUUAAAAAAGAGCCUUCCAUUUUAACUGCAAUGUUACUUUGAACUACUGUACAACCACACGCGUGGUUCUACAAGGUUCUUUGUCGGCUCAAUUUUUCGAGGUAUCACACUAACUCUGCAAAUUAAUUACGUUACUUAUAUUUUAACAUUCAAUUCUUAAACUCAGUAAACAUGUUACAACUUCAAUAUAAAGCCAUACAGGUAAAUAAAAUAAGGAAAUGCAUUAAUAAGUUAUUAAAGUUUGUUUAAUAUUAUAGGCACUUCUAUAAUUUUAUUUAGCAGUUGGAUUUGUAGCUGGACUGGGGUGUUUAUCCUUUAACCUGUGUAGCUUCGAAUUUUUGGGUCCUAUGAGGCAACAUGCGAUUAUGUCUGCUGACAAAUCUGUGUGUCAGCCUGUAAGACUGCUUCUGAUAACUGUAGGCUGCUAAAGUUUACAUCAUUUUUCAAAAAAUAAAAUAGGAUUAUGUUACUCUUUUAUUACCCUGACCCUUUCCCUGACUAUCACCCUAAUCUCUACCCGCUAACCCAUAUCCAUAACCCUAACAUUUACUCCAGUGGUGGCCAAUACACCAAAUACUGCGAUCCAUUUUGGUGGAUCUCAACAGGAUCCGCGAUCCACCAGUAAGCUAUGAUCAAUAAUUAUUAGCAGGAUUUAAUAUACUGUAUAUGAGUUUGUUAUUUUCCUCAUAUUAGUCUGACAAACUGUCUGGAAACUAGUAGCCAUCGCAUGAAAUCAGUGAAAUUGGCAGGGUAUGGGAUUUGUAGUUUUUAAUGUGUGAUUAACAGUGGGCAGUGGACACCAAUAAACUACAUUCCUAGAGUACAUUACGAUUGAGCUAUGAGUUUAGAUCCGACUGUGAGGUUUUUUUUUUCUUUUGUUUUAUACUUUUCAGCUGAAAAAAUAAAUCAUGUUUAUUGUUUAUAGUCAACUUUUAGGAAUUUCUAGUCGCAUAUGUGCGCCCAAAUUAAAAUGUAUGUUCGCACAAACAUUUUGUUAGUGUCAUACGCAGAAACCGUUAGGAUAUUUUCAUUUGUGCUACUGGACGACACAGAAGGCUCUGGCCAUCAGCCGAAACAAAAUCUGUUGUAUGCUUAUAUGCUUGUUCUGAUUUAUGCUUAGUGCUUGUUCUGAUUUGUCCUGAGAUCCACCGAAAAUCGCAAUCCAUGUAUUUGCCACCGCUGAUCUACCCCAAUAAAAUAAUACAUUCCAGGCCCCAACGUUGACAGUUAAGUCUGUUAUUCCUGUCAUGUUUCACUGCCAAUAAACCAGGAUCCUACCAUGGAAAAGUAAGCACCUGUUAUUUUCUAAUUAUGUGUGGACUGGGGGUUUCUGUAAAUGUUUAAGAUGGCAAGGGUAAAAUCAAACAAAAUCUUUUUAAAUUAGUCCUUUCUGCAGUUUCUAGCCCUUUAUGAGUGUACAAGUUUCACAUAAGCAGUCUCAUUCUUGAGGCAACAAUUUCACAGAAAGGCAUUUGUCAGGAAAUUCUAAGACACCACUCCUAUGACACACAUCCUCCUUCCUCACUGGCUUUCCUCCAGGCCUGGCUGUCUUUACUGGGUUCUUUAUUGCUUGAUGGUACAUGUUGUGCUUUGCCAUGCACUUUCACAAACCAGCACUAAUUACAUCUCUCAACAUUUGCUGCAGCGGUGUGCAGAAAAUUCUGGCUUGCUAUAACAUUGAUAUAAUAGCGCAAUUAUAAAAUAUGACCACAAGGUUAGGUGGUGAGAGACACUUAGUUAAAUACCUAAUUAACUAAAAUAAUGAAGCCUGAGAUUCAAUUUGAAUUAUCAGGCCAAACAGAUACAGUAAUAAAGACUGUGUGUUUUAACAGAACAUUAUGUAUUAUCUUUCUGAUAGUUGUUGUUAUUUGCACCUUUUUAAAAACCCUAUACAGGUACUAGUGUUAUAAUUGUAUUGUAAGUUAACAAGUUAAAGUCCAAAUUAUUUGACCAAGAAAGGGCAUCGCCAUAGCAAUGCCCUUAUCACUAUUAUACUACAACUUUUUUAAGUCAUUUAUUUAUUUACUUUGUUUGUCUGAAAUAAUCAUUGUAGUCCACUGAAAGACUUUAUUUUCUGAGAGCAAGGCUUGAGUGUCCAUUGCAGUUGGUGCCCUGCUGUUGUAUAAUAACUGAUAAUAAACCACAAUUAAAUACAUACAGGUGGAAAGGGUCAUUUUACAAUAUCUGUUUUGCUUAACAGUGUACAAAAAUCAAAGAAAUAAUGUGGCAGUAAAAAAAGUUUCCUGUGGCAAGUAGAAUAAGAUGAACUGUUAAACAGAUAGAUAUACCAAAAGCUAACUUAAUACAGGGUGGUCCAAUAGACUGAGCCCUACAAUAUGGCUCUUCUGAUUUAUAUGUUAAGUACCCCACUUUAGGCUGUUAAAAAUGGUAUUUAGCAAACAAAUACUGAAUCAGUGUCUGAGUUCAACUCCUUAUUUUUAUAUUUCUUUGCUACCAUCUAGCUAGCGUUUUAGUAAUCUGACCCUAUUGCAGUAUGAAGAGUUUCCAUUUUUUUCAUGUUUUUGAUUCAAGAGCCCAUCUGUCCUCAACAUGGCUGUUUUAGCCAAAAAGGUUGAACAGCUCUGACUAAAUAGAAAAACAGAGAGAGACAGACACGUGGGAUGUAAGAUGCUAGGAGUCUAAAAUCAGGAAGCAGAUGUGUAGGAUAUGUGUUUUGAUUUGUGUGUCAGCCAUUGUUGCUGAUAUCGGUAGUGUCAUCUUAAUUAAAAACCCAUUCAAAUCAUAAAUAAUCCAAUGUAUUUUAAAGGAAAGGUAGUGUUCGUGAUAAUAUUUUAGUGAUGUAUUUUUGCAUAUCUCUCAAUUGCUGU
Messenger RNA from Acipenser ruthenus (sterlet), 4835 nucleotides. Its product is annotated as PX domain-containing protein 1-like. Gene Ontology annotation, molecular function: phosphatidylinositol binding. NCBI's taxonomy places the organism in Eukaryota, Metazoa, Chordata, Actinopteri, Acipenseriformes, Acipenseridae. The record is from RefSeq and is a predicted model, not a curated record. The coding region runs from base 1085 to 1714 and encodes 209 amino acids. The transcript is spliced from 5 exons.